AUCACAAGAGGUUACAGCAGAUUUAAAGACUCCGCAGAAGGUUGAUUAACAAAGCGUUCCAUUCCUUCAUUUACUUCCCUGGCCUUCUUUCAAUGGCCUCAUAAAACGGCCUCCGAAAAACCUGAUUACAUUGGCACUCCUUUCUUUGUUUUGAUUUCUUUGCGCUAAUCAAUUUGCAAUGAUCGUUUGGUAACUACUUACGUCUCCAUGGUAAACAAAUCACGAGAAACAUCCCAUAAUGCACGCGUCAGUCAUUAAUGAGAUCACACAGAGCAUAAGUGACGAGAAAUCUCUACCAUCUCUUUGCAAAAUGUGAUCGUUUUUUCAUCGUAAACGAAAUUAGAAGUUCUAAGUGAAGCGAAACAACACUGUGGGAGCAUGGCUGCUCACGAGAGAGGGAUAAAUAUGAUGGGAAAACCCGUUUAUCUUCAUCUCAACGGGGACAAUUUUAAGAGAAAGCGAAUUGUGGUCAACCAGAGAGAAAUGCGGAGUUUUGAUUCUUUUCUGAAUGCUGCUGCAACAAGUUUUCGUAUACCAGCUCGAGAAAUAAGGACACCAGCUGGUAGACAUCGCAUCAGAAAUCUUGACGAUCUUCAAAGAGACUGUACUUAUGUCGUUGUGGGAAGAGAGCCGUUUAAGAAAGUCGGAUAUGAUGUGAAAGACUUGAGGCCACAACGUUUGGCUCCCCCGAAAGAGCCUGAGGUAAAUUUUCUUGCUCUAAAUCAUCGCAAAUUCAGAAAUGUACCUGGCAAAGCCCGUAUUAGCGGUCUGCGAAAAAAGGAAGAGAUUAAAACAAUUAUUGUUUUUUGCAAUGGAAUUGUUUCAAAACCAAGAAGAGUGCAGUUACGAACAGACUUCAAGAUGUACCAGGUUUUAGAGUCUGUAAAUGAUAAAGUCAGUUCCCAUAGCAAGAAUGGUGCAGUUUACGAUUUAUAUACCCUAGACGGACACAAGAUAAGUGAACCAUCCGACCUUGACGACAACGGGCAAUAUGUUGCUGUGGGGAGAGAGAGAUACUUUGAUAGAAGUGUUUCAUACAGUGACCAUGGAGUAGCUGCUCAGCUUACUCCAAGAAGAGCUUCAACAAAGCCAAAAGUGACAGAAAGAAGACCUCCUGCGAAACAUAGAGGUGCGGCAAAAAGGACAUCUAAGAAAAAGUCUCUUGUUGCUGAUAAUGAUGAGCCAAUCACCAGUUUGGAAGCAGACAUUACCAGAAGGGAUUUUAGGGACAUAAAUUCAUCUCCUGAACCUGUCAAGGAAGAAGAACCACAGUCAUUGUUUGAUUCAUUCAAAGAAACAGUCACAGAGUCGCUGAGAGAUGACGAUGAACCACAGGGAGCUUAUGCUGCAGAAAGAAGCAACUCACCACAUCAAUCUGACAUUGAAGACAUACCACUUGAGGACACUAUACAAGAAAAGGUUGCUGAUGUUCUUGGAGAUCAUGGUGUUACACUAGGAGGGCUUGUUGAUGACAAAGAAGAUAAGUCAUAUGAGGAGAGACGAAACAGUUCAGCUGAUGUGCAGCCAUCUGUGUAUGAAGCUAGUGGUGAGAACAAAGAAGACGCGACAGAAAUCCAAGAUGACAAAGAAACUGAAGAGGACAAACCUAUUGAUCAAAUGCCAGCUGAAGAGGUGGCGGAUGAAGAAAUUGAAGCUGAAGGCAACGAAAACAGAGACAAUGCUGAGGAAGAGGUUGACAACAAUGAAGCCGAAGACAAUGAAAACAGAGCGAAUGCUGACGAGGAGGUUAACAACAAUGAAGGUGAAGAAGUACAAGAAGAAGAAAUUGAGGAGAAUAAGGAAGCUAAAGGAGAAGACAGUGAGCAGGAUCACCCCGAAGUAAGUGAGCCACCUGAAGACAACGAAACAAACGAACCCCUCGAUACAAACGAAGCCGAUGAACCACUCGAUACAAACGAAGCCAAUGAACCACUCGAUACAAACGAAGCCAAUGAACCACUCGAUACAAACGAAGCCAAUGAACCACUCGAUACAAACGAAGCCAAUGAACCACUCGAUACAACUGACCCACCUGAGGCAAAUGAGCCACAAGAAUCCGUACAGUGAAAAUAAUAUAUAUUUGUUUAGAUUAUUCAGUAGUUUUAAGAAGUCAAGCCAGGGUUCCCGCCACAAGCAGAGACAUCCUAUGCGCUAGACAUUCUUCGCCAGUUUUCCUCUGUUUGUAUGUCAACCUGUGAAUUCCGAAAAUCAUACGGAAAGUGACCAACUUUCCAUACUUUUUCUCUGAGGUCAAUAACAUUAAAGUCGCAAAUCUUGUCUCGCA
Messenger RNA from Orbicella faveolata, 2284 nucleotides. Its product is annotated as doublecortin domain-containing protein 2-like. Gene Ontology annotation, biological process: intracellular signal transduction. Lineage: Eukaryota; Metazoa; Cnidaria; Anthozoa; Scleractinia; Merulinidae. Gene Ontology annotation, cellular component: microtubule; microtubule organizing center. The record is from RefSeq and is a predicted model, not a curated record.